Salvia miltiorrhiza (redroot sage) is the source of this 762-nucleotide messenger RNA. RefSeq lists its product as uncharacterized. NCBI's taxonomy places the organism in Eukaryota, Viridiplantae, Streptophyta, Magnoliopsida, Lamiales, Lamiaceae. The coding region runs from base 1 to 762 and encodes 253 amino acids. The transcript is spliced from 2 exons. The record is from RefSeq and is a predicted model, not a curated record. Gene Ontology annotation, molecular function: nucleic acid binding; zinc ion binding.
AUGGUGGAUAAUAAUAUAUCCGAGACUUUCAACGGAUAUAUUUUGAAUGCUAGGGAAAAAUAUGUUAUGCACAUGUUGGAGGAGAUAAGAAUUAGUUUGAUGGUCAGGCAGGUUAAGAAAAUGACAGACAUUGAUAAGGUGGAGGAUACCUUGUGUCCAUUGAUUAGGAAAAAGCUAGAUAAGCUAUCUGCUGACUCAAAACAUUGCAUGCCUUACCCUGCAUUAGGUGGAAAAUUUGAAAUUCAUAUAGAAGGGGAUAAGUUUGUUGUUCAUGUUGAGAAUAGGACAUGCACUUGUAGAGUAUGGCAGACGGUUGGCAUCCCUUGCUUACAUGCCAUAGCUGCCAUUGAAUUCAUGGAACACGAUCCUGCAUCUUAUGUGAAUGAGUACUACACCAUUGAGCAAUACAAACAAGCCUACAGCUUUGGGUUGGAGCCACUGAAUGGGGAAAGGCUGUGGCCUCAGGUGGAGGGGUAUGUUGUGAAACCCCCUUCCAUUAGGAAGAUGCCAGGAAGGCCCAAGUUGAAGAGAAAGAGGGCAGCACAUGAAGUGGAUCCAGUCAACCCUAACAAGCUCAGAAGGCAUGGUCAAAAAAUCACUUGCAAGAACUGUGGUCAAGUUGGACAUAACUCGAGAGGAUGCAAAAACAAGACAGUAGUUAAAGUUCCAAAAGAUAAGGGAAAGCCAGGAAGGCCAAGAACAAGAAGCAAUCCCAAUGAAGCUGGUGCUUCAAACACUGAGGACAGGGAGGGAACUUCUUAA